Glarea lozoyensis ATCC 20868 is the source of this 333-nucleotide messenger RNA. RefSeq lists its product as uncharacterized. NCBI's taxonomy places the organism in Eukaryota, Fungi, Ascomycota, Leotiomycetes, Helotiales, Helotiaceae. Gene Ontology annotation, cellular component: ubiquitin ligase complex. Bases 1 to 333 code for a protein of 110 amino acids. The transcript has 2 exons. The record is from RefSeq and is a predicted model, not a curated record.
AUGGGCCUCUCGUACAACAUCUAUUUGAACAGCCACAAGAUCUACGGCUGUAAGAACUGCAAGGCCCAUUUGUCGAACCAUGAAGACAUCAUCUCAAGAAACUUCCGCGGUCAACAUGGCAAAGCAUACCUCUUCAACAACGUCGUGAACGUCACAUCCGGUGAUGCCAGCGAGCGAAACAUGACCACCGGCCGCCAUAUCGUCCGUGAUAUCGCCUGCAGACAAUGCAACGAGACGGUAGGAUGGAAAUACGACAAAGCAUACGAGGCGAGUGAGAAAUACAAGGAGGGCAAGUUCAUUCUGGAGGCUGAGCUCUUAUGCAACGUCACUUAA